AGCCAGAGGCUGCUUCUUCCAGAUGUUCCUGUUGGAGGGGCUGACGAGGUGGAACGAGGACCGGGUGCAGGCGGCAGCCAGCAGGGAGAACAGCGGCAGGAAGUGCUACAGUGGACAGGAUGUGCACACGCUCAACGAGCUCAGUCAGCAUUUCUACCGGUUGAAGCUGGCUGAGAUGUUCACCAGUCCGCUGCUGUACACCGGGGAGCUCAUCGGGAUCAGUUACCUGUACAAGCAGACCGGGAAGACGCUGCAGGAGUUCCCUAAUGACCCAGACGAGCACGGCGGAUGCAAGGAGGAGGAAGAGGAGGAGGAGGAGGAGCAGCAGCAGCAGCCGGACAUCAUGGAGGACACUGUCAAUGAGGGCUUUGAUGAGUUCAGCUUGGACCACCUGGACUCAUUACUGCAGCCUCCUCCUCCUCAGCAGCAGCCUCUUCCUCCUCCUCAGCAGCAGCCUCCUCUUCUUCUUCCUCAGCCUCCUCCUCUGCAGCCUCCUCCUCCUCAGCAGCAGCCUCCUUUUCCUCCUCUGCAGCCUGUGCCCUCCUCCCAGUCGACCUCUGGUGAUCAGGAAGCUGCUGUCAGCAGCUCUACGGUCAGUGUUGGAGCUGACGGAGCUCCUGGUUACCAGCAGGUGGUGUUGCUGGCUCGGUGUCUGGUGGAGCGCUGCAGGAAGGGCUACAUCACCCAGGCUGAGGUGGAGGAGAUUGUCGCUCUGUGGCAGAACCUCCCUGAUGGGGACAAGGGUCCUGUAGUUUAUCCACCUCGCCACAGGAGCCACUUGACAAAAGGGAGGUUCAAGAAGGCCAAGAGCUACGCUCCCAGUGCUGCACCCAUGUUGGGGGUGGAGAGUAUGAAACGCUGCAUGGUGGGAACCGGCAGCGGGCCCGCCAUAUGGCCCGACACCAGCCGGUUGGUGGAGGCCAUCUUCAUCCAGCUGUGCAUCCUCCACCCCAGUAGCAGGAGGACGAUGGGGUGCCUACAGAGCCGCUGGACCCUGGUUUUGAGGGACUACAACACCAUCAGGAUUGUGGUCUGCACCCACCCAGCCCUCAAAACCAGGACCACCCUCCAGCUGUUUGAGGUCAAUCAGCGGACCCUCUCUCAGUGGUAAGACUGUGAGCUUAUUUACACUUUGUGGCAUCACAGGUGAUCAUGUGACUGCAGAAGGAGAGGAGAGC
This is a messenger RNA of Acanthochromis polyacanthus (spiny chromis), 1178 nucleotides long. RefSeq lists its product as uncharacterized. NCBI's taxonomy places the organism in Eukaryota, Metazoa, Chordata, Actinopteri, Pomacentridae. The transcript has 4 exons. The record is from RefSeq and is a predicted model, not a curated record. The coding region runs from base 23 to 1111 and encodes 362 amino acids.